UCCCUUCCUGAUAGGAAAUGACGGGGUCAUGCCUCUCCUCGUUUUAUUUUUCCGGAUCUAUUCCUCCACACACGGAUUUCCAGCUAAAGAGAAGAGAGCACGUCCUGUACAUUAAGAGUACAUAAAGAGCUGCGAGCAAGCACUCCAUCGUCCCCUUCACUGACUGUGAGGGAAGUGCUACUCCAGAAUGAAAAAGUUCAUCGACAAAGUCCAAGUCAAGCUCGACGGAAGCGGAGGCGGAACCUCCGCCUCUUCGGCCGCACGCAACCCCAUAACACCCCGUCCGCCCUCGACGAGCGAGCCGUCUCGCCGUCAGCUCUUCCUCUACCGUGCUCAGAGCGGUGUCAACCUCGGCAGUCUCUUUUCGCUCGAGGUAUGGCUUACACCAAGCCUAUUCGAGGGUGUCAAGGAUGCCAAGAGCGAGCACGACCUUGUGCGCUCGCUGCCCGCAGACCAAGCCAAACAGCGUCUCGAACGCCACUGGAAGACCUUCGUCGACGAGGGUGACUGGAAUUGGAUGAAGGGCCAAGGGAUCAACACCGUCCGGCUUCCCAUUUCGUACUUUCACUACCUCGCCGGCCAUCCGGAUGAGGCUGUUCGAGGCCUACUGAAAGGCACAGAGUAUGAAGCCUACGCACCAAUCUACGCGGCUGCCUACGGUGCCAUUCAGGACAUCGUUAAGACGGCCAACCGCUUCGACAUGGGCGUCCUCAUCGAUCUUCACGCAGCUCCCGGUGCACAGAAUGCUGACGGGCACUCUGGCCUCUCCCAAGGUGGUCCCCAGUUCUGGACCGGAAGCAAGGCAAAGUGGAACCAGCAACGUACCGUCGAGAUCCUCGUCGCCAUGGCAAGAGACUUUGGGCGGUCCGAAAACGUCGUUGGACUCGAGCUGCUGAAUGAGCCUCAGAAUUCGAACCGAUUGCAAGGCUGGUACGACGAGGCUCUCGGCGCUAUUCGCAAGGAGAGUGAUGCGUCGCUUCCAAUUUACGUCGGCGAUGGCUGGGACACAAACCACUACACUGGCUUCACCAAGCGGCACAACGACUCGAGCAGCGAAGGUGACGGCUUUGUCGUGGUCGACCACCAUCUCUACCGCUGCUUCACAAAGGAACAUCACGACCUGACAGCUUCGCAGCACGCCGAAUCGCUCGAGGGGACCAACCCAACAUCGACGUGGCUUCAGAGGAUGUCCGCCCAGAGCAACAUCUCCAUCAUCAUUGGCGAGUGGAGCGCUGCACUGCACCACACGUCCUUCAAGGGCCAGAACAAGGAAGAGGGCCAGAGCCGCUUUGCCACGGCGCAGCUUCGUGCCUUCCAGCGCAAAUGCUCCGGCCACUUCUUUUGGACGCUCAAGAAGGAGGGUGGCCCCGAUCGCGGCUGGUCCCUCUACUCGGCCGUCGAAGCCACUGUGCUUCCAAAGGGCGGACUUCAACUAAGUCGGCCGGGCGGUGCGGAUGCCUCUCUCGCCGAAAAGGGCACUCAGCUGUGCAAGGAAAAAUACCAAAGCCACCGCACUUACUGGGACUCGCAUGGCGGCAAGGCCGAUGAGCACUGGCGCUACGAAAAGGGCUUCCAGCAGGGCUGGUCCGAUGCCACCUUCUUCUACUCGCGCGCGGGCGCUCCCAUCGGCUUUCGCGGACCGUGGGCCGCGAUGCGCACCGCAGCGCAUGCUUCUGAGAAAGGGGGCAGCCAUGCCUGGGAGUACCAGCACGGCAUGCAGCAGGCCCUCGAGUUUUUUCAGCGCACCAUCGAGGCGUAGACUCUGACCCCAUCGGAUCCUAUAGAUAGCAUUUGCCAUGUUAUAGUUGCUGACUCUCCUUCCCACUAUUCACUCAUCCUCACCGCUUCCUUGCUUUCAUAGCUUACUUCUCAAUCACAUCAUGUCAAGCCAAACGGCUGCGGGCCGGUCCGAAGUC
Molecule: messenger RNA, 1916 nt
Organism: Acaromyces ingoldii
Lineage: Eukaryota; Fungi; Basidiomycota; Exobasidiomycetes; Exobasidiales; Cryptobasidiaceae
Product: glycoside hydrolase
Exons: 2
Coding region: 188-1759 (523 amino acids)
Biological process (GO): glucan catabolic process
Cellular component (GO): extracellular region; cell surface
Molecular function (GO): glucan endo-1,6-beta-glucosidase activity
Source: RefSeq, a predicted model, not a curated record